CUAGCGGUCCCCGCGCCCUGCCCGCCAUGUCCCGCCGCCGCGCGCUGCCCGCCGGGGCCCUGCUCGCCCUCCUCGCCCUCGGGGGCGCGGCUCAGACGACAGACGACACGGCCUGCUGCGGCCCCAUCGUGCCCCGGAGCGAGUGGGGGGGCCAGGAGUCCAACUGCAACCAGAACCUGAGCCUGCCAGUGUCCUUCGCGGUGGUGUCGCACACGGCGGGCAGCACCUGUGAGUCCCCGGCCUCGUGCCAGCAGCAGGUGCGGAACGUGCACCACUACCACACGCAGACGCUGCAGUGGUGCGACGUGGGCUACAACUUCCUGAUUGGAGAAGACGGGCUCGUGUACGAGGGCCGGGGCUGGCACACCAAGGGCGCCCACUCGGGUCCCAGCUGGAACCCCAUAUCCAUUGGCAUCACCUUCAUGGGCAACUACAUGGAGCGGGAGCCCCCGGCCCGGGCCCUGCGGGCAGCCCAGAAUCUGCUGGCCUGCGGUGUGGCUCGGGGAGUCCUGAGACCCAUAUAUCAGCUCAAAGGACACCGGGAUGCGCAGAGGACGCUCUCUCCGGGAGACCAGCUCUACAGAAUCAUCCAGAAGUGGCCGCACUACCACGACUGAGGACCUGCUCCUCAGCCCCCCACCCCCACCCCGUUCCUCUCCGCCCAUGGCCAGAAGCCCACUGCCGCCUCCUCCAAUAAAGGUGCAGCCCAAGCUGUGUUCCUAGGCA
Molecule: messenger RNA, 726 nt
Organism: Microcebus murinus (gray mouse lemur)
Lineage: Eukaryota; Metazoa; Chordata; Mammalia; Primates; Cheirogaleidae
Gene: PGLYRP1
Product: peptidoglycan recognition protein 1
Biological process (GO): detection of bacterium; innate immune response; defense response to Gram-positive bacterium
Molecular function (GO): peptidoglycan binding; zinc ion binding; N-acetylmuramoyl-L-alanine amidase activity
Source: RefSeq, a predicted model, not a curated record